AUUAACCGCGUUGACUAUUAUCAAACUCACGAGAUUUCUUGGCUAUCUCUUCACUUGGCCUUAGAUUUUGUUUUUUAAAUUUUCUUUUAGUCAAUUUUAAUCGAUUUUCUAUUUAACUCUUGCUCUCACUACUCACUGCUCAGUCUAAGCACUUUUCAACUGAUCAUUUCAAUUUUUUUUAAGAUUCAGAUUAACGUUUCUAAGCAGAAUCCAUUCACAGGUUUAAGAGGUUCUAGUGAAGAUGUUAGAAAAUAAGAUGGAAGUAGUUAAUGUUGAUGAAGUGAUAGAGAAAUUUGAAGCAAUAACUAAGGAUGUCGAAAAGGUACAAAACGAGACGCUUAAGAAGAUUCUUGAAGAAAAUGGAUCAGCAGAGUAUUUACAAAGUUUGGGUCUUAAUGGAAGAACUGAUCCUGAGAGUUUCAAGAAUUGUAUUCCUCUGUGUACUCACCAGAAUUUGGAACCUUUUAUUCAAAGAAUCGCGGAUGGUGAUACUUCGCCUAUUCUCACCGGAAAGCCCAUCACCACUAUAUCUUUGAGUUCUGGUACGACUCAAGGGAAGCCCAAGUUUAUACCUUUCACCGAUCAGUUGUUGGAUAACACUCUGCAGAUUUUUAGAACUUCUUUUGCCUUCCGAAAUAGAGAAUUCCCUCUUGGAAAUGGCAAAGCCCUAGAGUUCAUUUUCAGUAGCAAGCAGGGGAAAACAAAGGGGGGCUUGGCUGUUGGUACUGCCACAACGAAUCUAUAUCGCAAUCCUUACUAUAAAUAUGCGUUGGAGGAAUUGCAGUUCAAAUGUUGCAGUCCUACUGAAGUAAUAUUUGGAUCUGACUUCCACCAAUCAUUAUAUUGCCAUCUCUUGUGCGGGUUAAUCUUUCGCGAAGAUAUUCAAUUUUUGUUCUCUUCGUUUGCUCAUAGCAUUGUUCUUGCGUUUCGAACCUUUGAACAAGUCUGGGAAGAACUGUGUAAUGACUUGCAGAGUGGAGUACUCAGCAGCCGAGUCACUUCCCCUUCCAUCAGAGCAGCAAUGUCUCAACUUCUUAAGCCAAAUGCUCAGUUGGCUGAUUUACUCCGUAACAAAUGUUCAGGAUUGAGUAACUGGUAUGGAUUGAUACCAGAACUUUUUCCUAAUGCCAAGUAUGUCUACGGUAUAAUGACCGGGUCAAUGGAGCCUUAUUUGAAAAAACUGAGGCACUACGCGGGGGAGCUACCUUUGUUGAGUGCUGAUUAUGGUGCAUCAGAAGGGUGGAUUGGAGCAAACGUCAAUCCGCUGUUGCCUCCUGAGUUGGCUACUUUUGCUGUGGUACCUGACAUUGGAUAUUUCGAAUUCAUUCCUCUUAGGGACAAUGGUGAGUGCAUCUAUACAGAGCCCAAGCCAGUGGGUCUAGCUGAUGUCAAGAUUGGAGAAGAGUAUGAGAUCAUUGUUACCAAUUAUGCAGGUUUGUACAGAUACAGACUAGGAGAUAUUGUGAAGGUUAUGGGGUUUCAUAACAAAACCCCAGAAUUGAAAUUUGUGUGCAGAAGAAGCUUACUGCUAACUGUAAACAUUGAUAAGAACACAGAGAAAGAUUUACAGUUGGCUGUGGAAGAAGCAGUGAAGCCUCUAGCUGAAGAGAAACUAGAACUUGUUGAUUUCAGCAGUUUAGUGGACCGUAGUAGUGAGCCGGGUCAUUACGUAAUCUUCUGGGAAAUUAGCGGGGAACCAACAGGGGAGGCCUUGCAAGAGUGCUGCAAUUGCUUGGAUAAAUCUUUUAUCGAUGCAGGCUACGUUAGUUCGCGCAAGAUCCGCAGCAUUGGACCCCUUGAACUUCGAGUGGUUGAUGGAGGAACCUUUCAGAAAAUAUUAGAUCAUUUUCUGGGGCUAGGUGCUGCUGUUAGCCAGUUUAAAACUCCUCGAUGUAUCGGUCCGUCAAACAAAAUGGUGCUGCAAAUCUUGAAUGAUAAUGUUGUCAAGUCCUACUUCAGCACUGCAUAUUGAGUAAAAAAGUAAUAAUGUUUUUUUUUUUGCCAAAUAAAAAGUAAUAAUGUGAGAACUGUGUUAUAUGAUGUUUUUUAAUAAUAGUGCAGUCUACUUAGCAGCCAGUUACAACUAUGCUACAUAGCUACUACAUCUAGAGCCCAGCUCUCAAAGUUGGGAUAUACCUGAAGAAACGACAGGUCGGUAAUUCGAUUAUCGACGUCGUAGACUGUAGUUACGACGUAGUACUGCAAUGAAGGUAAAAACAGACUGCGAACAUUUCUUAACGUUAGAUGGACAAAUAGUAUGUUUCAACAACUAGCAGUCAAGAAAAGGCUCUUUAUAAAUACUGGAUUUUUUUCUAGACCGGAUCACAUAAAUUGUUAGGGUGCUGAAAGUAUAUUUUCUAUCUAGACAGGAUCAUUUUCUGUAUUGUUAGGGUGCUGAAAGUACAUUUUGUACACUGUAAGGGUAAAAAGAAGUGAAUGCUCAAAUAAAAAUACGUCAAAUUUAGAA
This is a messenger RNA of Mercurialis annua (annual mercury), 2467 nucleotides long. Its product is annotated as jasmonoyl--L-amino acid synthetase JAR4. The transcript is spliced from 5 exons. Gene Ontology annotation, cellular component: cytoplasm. The record is from RefSeq and is a predicted model, not a curated record. Bases 242 to 1972 code for a protein of 576 amino acids. NCBI's taxonomy places the organism in Eukaryota, Viridiplantae, Streptophyta, Magnoliopsida, Malpighiales, Euphorbiaceae. Gene Ontology annotation, molecular function: acid-amino acid ligase activity.